Messenger RNA from Symbiodinium sp. CCMP2592, 3048 nucleotides. Lineage: Eukaryota; Dinophyceae; Suessiales; Symbiodiniaceae. The record is from the annotation of a GenBank genome assembly.
AUGCCGAAGAAGCGACCAGCUGCAUGCUUGGACGAUGGGGAUGAUGAUGAGAAAGAUGAGGAGGAACACGAGGCGUUCCUGCAGAACGAUUGGUUCAUGAAUGCCUUCGAUGACAUGCUGGGGGGCAACGACCCGACCGUGAGGCUCGGGUUGCGGGCACGCAUUAUCGGUGUAAAGUUUCGGCUGGCUUCGACGAACUAUUGGAAAACUUAUGUUCCCAAGUCACUUCAUGACAUGCCUGGCCUGGCCUCUGCAGUGAACGACAUCCUUGCUCAUCCAGCCAUUCAUCUCCGAGUUCUGCCCGAUGCAGUUCUGAGCAGCAAAUUGCUCGCUCACGCCCACGAAGUCAUAGGGUGGGAAAAUCCUGCCUACGGCUACGAGCUUGAGGGUAUCAUGGAAUCUUCCUUGAUUCUGACAUGGGGUGCAAACCCCCGCUGUGCAAAUGAAGCGGGUGCAGUGGCUUUCUCCAUGACGCCGCAGCCGCAGGCCAUCGGCACGUCGAGACCCAGCAGCCUCAAGCGGAAGACCGAGAACGAAAAGCCCGCACCACCGCAAAAGGAACCCGAGAAGGAGAAGCCCGCACCACCGCAAAAGAAGCCCGAGAAGGAGAAGUCCGCACCACCGCAAAGGAACCCCGAGAAGGAGAAGUCCGCACCGCAAAAGAACCCCGAGAAGGAGAAGUCCGCGCCGGAAAAGAAACCCGAGAAGGAGAAGCCCGCUUCUUCCCAGCAGAAGCCCGAGAAGGAGAAGCCCGCCAUCACCCGGAAGGAGGGCGACAUAUGGUGGGAGGAAACUUUAGGAAAGGCUUGUCGCCAGAUGAAGAAGGGCACGGAUGUUUCCGGGCAACCGAGCCUGAAUGAGGCUGGCUCGGUGGUUGUGGUGUUUGACGAUGGGACCGAAUGGAUGCCGCCACUGAUCCCUGCCGAUCUCGCGAAGUUCGCUUCCGCUGGUGGGUCUGUGAUGUCCGUACCUAAGAAGCCCAAUAAGGCACCUCGACCGGCUUCGGAUAAGCCUGUGCCAGACUACUGCCUGCCGACGAUCCGGGCGAAGUUCUCCAAACAGGGCAAAUGCUCGCCCAUAAUAAAAGUGGAAGCUCGGUGCGACCGGUACAAUCUGUCGUCGGCAUGGAAGCAGCGACUACAGGUUGUGGUGAAAGGCGACAUGACGGCCACCGUAGGAAUGAACAUCUGCUCGACAUUUUGUGACUGCUAUGAGCACCUCAACCUCAAUCAAGGGCUGUUGGACUUCAAGCAGUGCAGAAACAACUUGAUCGAAAUGUGGCAAAAUGGCACACACGACUUUGCCGCAUCGAAGAUGUCAUGGGAGCUUCUUUCCAAGCAGAUGAAGGAUGCUUUCCCUCCGGCACCGACGAUGCUCUAUUUUACUUCAGAGAAGUCGCUCGCCGAAGAGGCGGAUGAGGAUGAGGAGCCUGACAACGAAGACGAGGAGGAGCAGCAGGCCAAUGGUGCUUCCCAGGCAGAGCCACAGGCCGAUGGUGCUUCCCAGGCAGAAGAGCCGCAGGCCGAUGGUGCUUCCCACGCAGAGCCGCAGGCCGAUGGUGCUUCCCAGGCAGGUGCUUCCUCGGCUUUGCAGACAAAUCCAGCAUCUACGUCUACUGGUGGUGAUGGAGACGAGCAAGGUGUGCGAGAUGUGCAAAAGGCCAUCGUCAACUUUGCUUCGUACCACAAGCUAGAUGUGUCGGCAGUGACGAAGAAGCAGGUGAUCGACUCUACCGAAGGCAUCAUGUUCUGGGCUACGCAAAAGGAAGAUCUUUCGGCCCGUGGCUCGCAUGCUCAGCAGAUGAAGCGAGCCAUGAAGUGGCGACCAGACAUGAGUGCCGCUUACAUGGUACUCACCGAUGCGAUGAAGCUCGAGUUUCGACGUGCUUGGACGGCUACCAAGUCUUUCGACUUUAUGGUCACGACUCGUACCACCUCUACGUCUUUCAGAAAAAGACGUGAUGAAAUCGGAAAGUUUGUUACCAAGCUUCAGUUGGUCAACAUCCUCGGCGGCACCGAUCAACCUGAAGCAGUGAGGCAGGCGGAUCGCUACAUUGCUAUGUGCUCACGACCGGGCUUGAAGGACGAAAGCUUUCUCAACUUCGAGUUCUGCACCCUCUACAAUGAUUGGUUGGAUGCCAUGACCUAUUUUUGGGUGGAGACGUUGAUUUCAUCGAGCAACGAGCAGCAGUGGACCAACACGGUCACAGUGGAAACUAGGGAGACUGUGCCCAACAGCCUCGCCGAGAAGGUCAAUGUGUGCCAAGCACUACGUGCUUAUGCUCAUGCGAUGCAGAAGCCUCUUAACCAGGUCUCUGAAAAGGAUGUUGCCGAGACUACUUUGGGUAUCAAGGGCUACGCCGAGCUCUACAAGACCAUGUCCCCCGAAGCCCAAGCAAACUUCCCGAGGAAGGAUGGCAGCAACAACGCAGCCUUCACCAAGACUGGAAAGGAUGCUGUUGAAGCAGGCAGAGCCAAUAAGAGAACCAAGCAGGCGGCUGAGGAAGCCGAUGGCAAUGGAAGUCCUGGCCCGGACGGCUCUGACACUCCGAACCCGAAAACCAAAACCAAGAAGGACCAGACAGGCCCUAAGAAAGAGAAGGAAGUGAAAGAGUUCCUGGCAAUGGAACAAAGCUCAGAUGUGGCCAUCGGCCGUGUGAUGCAUGAGAAAGCAAAAAACCCCGAUGGCUGGACUUGGGCUUCUGACCUGCUGGCCUCCUACAAGAACUUUCGCACUGAGGUUCUCAAGCUCUACUGCGACAACCCUGACUUCCAAUCGCUCAAGGUGGCAGCCCUCAGCCCCAAGGAGAGUGCAAAGAUCAAGAAGGAGCACGGCGACGGCUACGUGGGCAAGCUGGUGGAGUUUGUCACUGUCCUGGGGCCGCCGAUCACCAAGAUGGCCGAGGCAGCCUUCCAAAUUGAGCAAAUGGCGAGUGCCAAACUUUCGGCCGCAGACGCUCUCAAGAGUGCCAGCAAGCCAAAGGCUAAGGCCAAGGGUAAGGGCAUCAAACGAACCGCUUCCACUAGAUCCCUGCCGUCUGUAGUGUAG